Trichobilharzia szidati is the source of this 758-nucleotide messenger RNA. Lineage: Eukaryota; Metazoa; Platyhelminthes; Trematoda; Strigeidida; Schistosomatidae. The record is from the annotation of a GenBank genome assembly.
UCGUGUUGAUACAGGUCUGCUAAAAAGAGCAGUAGGCUCAUUAUUCUAUAUCUUUUCUACAGCAAUACAACAAGAACCACCAUCUAUCAGUUUAUUAAAGCGUCUUAUGUCAUCAAUGAUCCCGAUCUAUCGUACUGCAUUAUCAUGUGCUGUUAAAAUUGGUAUCAUUGAUUCUGGUGUAGCAAUUGGCAGUGGAAUUGGAAUCACUGCCAAUUCAACAGCUGAUAUCGCCUUGGAAACAUUUCGUAGUUUAGCUGGACUUAAAGAUGAACUUGUCCGAUUAAUGUUACCAAUGGAAGUAUCAGGAACAUCAAUUUUUGGUCAAUAUCAUUCUUCAGUCGUGCAUAAUGAUGUUAUACGAAUUCAAGCAAUUAGACUAAUUGAAAGUGUAAUUAUUUUACACUCUCGUCGACUACCCAACUCUGAAAUCCCACGUGCCAAUGAAGGUGACAUAUCCUUAGAUCAGAUACCAGCGCUUACAAAUACCCAAUUACAGUCUAUCUUAGAGGCGAGUACAGCCGCAUCAUCAGCUACUCUUCUUCCCGGUGUCUGUUUAGUUAGACCUCAUCGAUUAGCAGAGGAAGCUGAACGUUUAUUUGCAGGUUUAUCAAGUUGGCCGGUGCGUGGAAAGCCUAGUGUUACUGCAGGAUCAGUUACUUGCCCAGUAGUUGAAGCAGUAAUGGAUUCAUUAGUGAAUAUUGCAAAACAAAGACCACAAUUUAUGGAUCGUGUUGUACAAGCAUUUGAAACAGUUCAUG